Molecule: messenger RNA, 1931 nt
Organism: Seriola dumerili (greater amberjack)
Lineage: Eukaryota; Metazoa; Chordata; Actinopteri; Carangiformes; Carangidae
Gene: klhdc4
Product: kelch domain containing 4
Exons: 13
Coding region: 106-1875 (589 amino acids)
Molecular function (GO): protein binding
Source: RefSeq, a predicted model, not a curated record
CAUGCGAGUUUGUUUGGAUUUCCAUGCGGCACUGAAUUGAGUCAAAUAACUGAUUAAAAAAAACAAGGAAUUAAAAAAAAUAACAGUCACUUCAUCACAACCGAAAUGGGCAAAAAAGGCAAGAAAGAGAAGAAGGUGAAGGGCGCAGAGAAGACAGCUGCUAAAAUGGAGAAAAAGGUUUCAAAGAGGUCCAAACGAGAAGAGGAGGAUCUGGAGGCUUUAAUUGCAGAGUUUCAGAAUCUGGAUGCAAAGAAGACCCAGGUUGUAGAGACAACAUGUCCUCCUCCGUCACCAAGAUUGAAUGCGUCUUUCUCUGCCCAUCCUGAGAAAGAUGAACUCAUCCUGUUUGGAGGAGAGUUGUUCAAUGGAAAGAAGACUUAUCUGUACAACGAUUUGUAUUUCUACAACAUCAAGAAGAACAGUUGGGUUAAAUCAGAGAUCCCCAACCCUCCUCCACCACGCUGCUCUCACCAGGCGGUGGUAGUUCCCCAGGGUGGGGGCCAGCUGUGGGUGUUUGGGGGAGAGUUUGCCUCUCCAAAUGGGGAACAGUUCUACCACUACAAGGACCUCUGGGUGCUCCACCUGGCGACACACACCUGGGAGAACAUCAAGGCGCCUGGUGGUCCGUCGGGUCGCAGCGGCCACCGGAUGGUCCUCAGCAAGAGACAGCUGCUGGUGUUUGGAGGUUUCCAUGAGAGCACCAGGGACUUUAUCUAUUACAAUGACGUCUACUCUUUCUCCCUGGACACCUUCACCUGGUCACGCCUGGCUCCAUCAGGCUCCGCCCCCUGCCCACGCUCUGCAUGUCAGAUGACCUCCACACCCGACGGCACGGGUGUCAUCAUCUACGGGGGAUACUCUAAAGUGAGAGUCAAGAAGGACGUAGAGAAGGGGACCAUCCACUCUGACAUGUUUCUUCUGAAGCGAGAGGGUAAAGAUGGCCAAGAGAAGUGGUCGUGGUCCAGGGUUAGCCCCUCAGGUAACAAACCCCCACCUCGCUCUGGUUUCUCCCUGGCGGUGGGCCCAGCGGGGCGGGCAGUGUUGUUUGGCGGGGUUUGUGAUGAGGAAGAGGAGGAGACGUUGGAGGGCGACUUCUACAACGACCUGUACUUGUACGACACGGUGAAGAACCGCUGGUUCCCCGGCCAGCUCAGGGGAAACAAGACGGAGAAGAAGAAACGACGAAGGGGGAAGAAGGGUGGAGCAGAGGGGGAGGGAGCGGGGAAGGAGGGGGAGGGGGGUGACCUCAAGGACCUCACUGAGGUCAUCAAGGAAAUCGUCACCGAGGACGGCACAGUGAUGACCAUCAAGGAAGUGAUCCCUGGAGCUCAGGAGGAGGAGGAGGAGGAUGAGGAAGAGGAGGAGGAGGAGGAGGAGGAUGAUGAUGGUUCAGCCUCCGCUCCCCUGGUGGAGCCCUGCCCAAGGUCCAGUGCCAUGGCAACGGUGCGUCAGGGCAAGCUCUACCUAUAUGGGGGGAUGUUUGAGGUCGGGGACCGCCAGUUCACCCUGAACGACUUCUACUGCCUGGACCUCCACAAGAUGGACCGGUGGGAGACUCUGGUUGAAAUGGAUCCAAAGACACAGGAGUGGCUGGAAGAGUCUGAGUCAGAGGAUGAGGAGGAGGAGGAGGAGGAGGAGGCGAAAGGACCAGAAGGGGAGGAAGAGGAGGAGGAGUCUGAAGAGGAAAGCGAGGAUGAGGAAGAUGAAGAAGAGCACCCAGCGGUGCAGGAGGGGGAGAAUGUGACGGAUUACCAGAUCCGCACAGAGCAGUACUGGAUAGGACUGGCACGAGCAAACAUGGGCGCCGACGCCAAGGACAAAAAGGUCGCCAAGGUUGCCCUCGCCAUGGCUAAAGUCUUCUAUGAAGACCAGUAGUGGAAUAUGCCAAACUGUUUGUGUGUGUGUGUGUGUGUGUGUGUGUGUGUGUGUGU